CCGUGUCCUCGCGAGAAGCAGCGGCUCGGGGCGUCUGCGCGGAGAAACGGAAGUGUAGGUGUCGGUCUGAGACAUCGCCGCCAAGCUGGGAACCGGGGAGAUGGCCGAGACGGACCCCAAGACGGUGCAGGACCUCACGUCGGUGGUGCAGACGCUUCUGCAGCAGAUGCAAGAUAAAUUCCAGACCAUGUCCGACCAGAUCAUCGGGAGGAUCGACGACAUGAGCAGCCGCAUCGACGACCUGGAGAAGAACAUCGCAGACCUCAUGACCCAGGCCGGGGUGGAGGAGCUGGAAGGCGAGAACAAGCUGCCUGCCACGCACAAGAGUUGAGGGUUGCUGGUGGCUCGCACUGCUGUCCGCAGCGCCGGAUCCCUGGAGCCAAGGCCAGACCGCCGGGCUCCGCCUGGGCUCCGCGUGGCCGACUGCUGUGUAGGCUUCCCCUGUGCCAGGCAGUUAGGAUAGAGUGACCCCUCCCCGCAGCCCUGCAGGUCCUCAAACAUGGUGUCUUCGCCUCUUCAUCAGUGUGCUCUCAAUUAUUAAACACUAACCCUUCAGUGGUUACAGCAGAACACAGCCCAUUUUUAGUGUGUUUGUAAGGGCCCCUCUUUGCUGCCAUCCCUUUUGUAGUGGUUGCUAUUUGGUAAGGUUCCUGUGAAGUUUUUGUGUUAGAUACAUAGUAAUUUCCACUGAAGUUAAACUGCCGUGAAGUUUGUAGACUUUAGGAUUAAGUCCCACCACAAAGUAACUGACAGGAGUAGCCCACUGGGUGUCUGUGAUACUUUUCAAAGGACUAGAAACUUUUUUAAAACCUUCAAAAACAGCCCCUGCUGCCCUGUUGCCAAAAGUCAGAACUGGUGUCAGUCCUGGAGAGGAAGUGCUGACGUCACACUGCUGCGUCCCGUCCCCGUGUGAGGACUUGUGUCACACAGAAAAUGCCAGAACACAGGCUGAUACGAGAAGGUGCGCGUGUGUUAGAAUUUUGCAUGGAAUUCCAUUUGUGUGCGAUGUUGUUACCACAGAAAAAUCUGGCAGGAUUUUCCACUUGGGUCUCUCCGCCUUUUCCUUGAGCUUCAGAGUAAGAAGGAGAGAGACCAGGGCCAGGCCACACCUGCUGCUGGGUCGGGAAACGGCCCUGUCUUGGGGAGUCUCCAUCCGAGCUGUGUCAGGCAGGUCUUUGCAGAGCAGUGGUCCAUCGGUAACGGAAGACCCAGCGUGCAGUGUAGCCACUCCGGGCUGUGCGGGACAGAGGCCCUGGUGGCCUGCAGGGAGCCGGCGGCGAGAGCCCAGUGAUUUGGCCUUCGGGUUGCUGGAUCACCAGCCAUCGCUGUUCACACUGUAAAUGUGUAGUAAUAUGGAAUGUGCCCUGCUGAGGUGCUGGGGGGCUUGGCUUCCAUGGGUCCCACUCCCGGGGGCUGUGGCCAGACCCCGUGAGAUGGCAGCAAGGUGCAUGGAGAGGGCAGGCGUGGCCAGGGCUCAGGGACACUUGGCUUGCUUCGUGACAGGCCUCCAAGGCAGGCUGCUCUGACCCAGAACGUCUGCUCUGAAUAAAGGUGCCGGAAAUCCUGCGACCAACA
Ochotona curzoniae (black-lipped pika) is the source of this 1575-nucleotide messenger RNA. RefSeq names its product heat shock factor binding protein 1 (gene HSBP1). Gene Ontology annotation, biological process: cellular heat acclimation. Gene Ontology annotation, molecular function: transcription corepressor activity. The record is from RefSeq and is a predicted model, not a curated record. The transcript has 4 exons. Gene Ontology annotation, cellular component: nucleus; cytosol. NCBI's taxonomy places the organism in Eukaryota, Metazoa, Chordata, Mammalia, Lagomorpha, Ochotonidae. Bases 101 to 331 code for a protein of 76 amino acids.